Molecule: messenger RNA, 1113 nt
Organism: Colletotrichum spaethianum
Lineage: Eukaryota; Fungi; Ascomycota; Sordariomycetes; Glomerellales; Glomerellaceae
Product: putative nitroreductase HBN1
Exons: 2
Coding region: 1-1113 (370 amino acids)
Molecular function (GO): nitronate monooxygenase activity
Source: RefSeq, a predicted model, not a curated record
AUGACAGAGCAGAUCCGCACUCCCAUUACCGAUCUUUUCAAGAUCAAGCACCCGAUCCUCCUCGCCGGCAUGAACGUCGCCGCUGGCCCCAGGCUGGCCGCUGCUGUUACUAACGCCGGCGGUCUCGGUGUCAUCGGUGGUGUCGGCUACACACCCGACAUGCUGAAGGAGCAGAUUGCGGAGCUCAAGGAGUACCUCGACGACAAGAACGCUCCCUUCGGUGUCGACCUGCUCCUCCCCCAGGUCGGCGGCAGCGCCCGCAAGACCAACUACGAUUACACCAAGGGCAAGCUCAAUGAGCUCGUUGACAUCAUCAUUGAGUCUGGCGCUAAGCUCUUCGUCUCCGCCGUCGGUGUCCCCCCCAAGCAGGUUGUCGACAAACUGCACUCUGCCGGCAUCGUCUACAUGAACAUGAUUGGUCACCCCAAGCACGUUCAGAAGUGCCUUGACCUCGGCGUCGACAUCAUUUGCGCCCAGGGUGGUGAGGGUGGUGGUCACACCGGUGACGUUCCCACCACUGUCCUCAUCCCCGCCGUUGUCGACCUUUGCAAGAACCACCGAAGCCCUCUCCUCAAGGGUCCUGUCCAGGUUAUCGCCGCCGGCGGUAUCCACAACGGUCAGCUCCUGGCUGCUUCCCUGAUGAUGGGCGCUGGCGCUGUCUGGGUUGGUACCCGCUUCAUUCUCACCGACGAGGCCGGCGCCCCUGAGGCGCACAAGGAGGCUGUCCGCACCGCCGGCCACGACGACAACAUCAAGACCCUCAUUUUCACCGGUCGUCCUCUGCGCGUCCGCAAGAACCCCUACAUCGAGAACUGGGAGACUGAGCGCCAGCAGGAGAUCAAGGAGCUCACUGCCAAGGGUGUUAUCCCCUACGAGGCUGACCUUGAGAAGCUCAUGAACUCUGGUGACAGCGAGGGCGGCAGCAGUGGUGACGACAAUAACGCCUCCGAGGUUGACAUCGACGACGCGCUCGACCAGUUCCGCCCCUUCCUUAUGGGCAAGGCCGCCGCUGUCUGCAAUGAGAAGAAGCCCGCGAAGGCCGUCGUCGAUGAGUUUGUCAACGACGCCGUUGCAUGGCUUCAGAAGGGCAACAAGAUGAUCGCCAAGCUGUAA